AUGCCUGGAGACAGAGAGGACGAGAUUUUUCGAAAGGCUCUGGAACUGCUGUCGGAUCUCUGUUCUAGGGGCGAAGUGCAAAACGAAAACUGUGUGGAUUUUAUAUACUAUUUUCGAGAUCUUGCCAGACCAAGAUACUCAGACUCAGAUGUGUCAGUGAGCCUGCUGUCUCUGGUGGUGACCACCUGUGGCCUAGCCCUUUUCGGGGUCUCACUUUUCGUCUCGUGGAAGCUGUGCUGGGUGCCAUGGCGCGACCGUGGCCUCCCCAACGGCCUGAAGGAUGGCCAGGGGGACCAGCAGCCAGUCAUGAUGGAGGUGGAUGGGGUGGAGAAUGAGUACAGUGAAGACUGUGUCAAGGAGCCUCCAGGCCUCUUAGUCCCCGAGGCAAUCAUGAAGAUCAGCCACACAUCCCCAGACAUCCCCCUGGAGGCCCAAUCCAAGCUCAAGGAGAACCAUGUCCGCCACACCACCCGCGUGCAGCGCCAGAUCACUGAGCCCACCUCCUCUGUCCGGCACAACUCCAUCCGCCGCCAAAUGAACCUAUCCAACCCAGACUUCAACAUUGGCCAGUUCCAGAGACAGGAGUCCCUGGCCACUCUGGGCCGGAUCAAACCCGAGCUCUAUAAGCAACGCUCUGUGGACACGGACGACGGCAGGAAGACGGACAGCUGCGGCCGCAUACAUUUCAUCCUCAAGUUUGACUGUGACCUGGAGCAGCUCAUCAUCAAGAUCCACAAGGCCCAGGAUUUACCGGCCAAGGAUUUCUCAGGAACCUCUGACCCUUACGUCAAGAUCUACCUGCUCCCCGACCGCAAGACCAAGCACCAGACCAAGGUGCACCGCAAGACCCUCAACCCUGUGUUUGACGAGGUCUUCCUGUUCCCUGUGGCCUACACUGAGCUGCCCACACGCAAACUGCACUUCAGCGUCUACGACUUUGACCGCUUCUCCCGCCACGACAUCAUUGGCCAGGUGCAGGUGGAUAACUUCCUGGACCUUGCAGACUUCCCCAGAGAGACUAAACUCUGUAGGGACAUCCAGUACGUCACCUCGGACAAUGUGGACUUGGGGGAUCUCAUGUUCUCCCUGUGUUACCUACCAACGGCUGGAAGGCUAACCAUCACAAUGAUCAAGGCUAGGAACCUCAAAGCCAUGGACAUCACUGGAGCCUCAGAUCCAUAUGUGAAGGUGUCUUUGAUGUGUGAGGGACGGAGAUUGAAGAAGAGGAAAACAUCCACCAAGCGAAACACUCUGAAUCCAGUCUACAACGAAGCCAUAGUAUUUGAUGUCCCUCCUGAGAACAUUGAUCAGAUCAGUCUCCUAAUAGCAGUGAUGGACUACGAUCGUGUAGGUCACAAUGAGGUCAUUGGAGUGUGUAGAGUGGGCAAUGAGGCGGAGAGCCUGGGCCGAGACCACUGGAACGAGAUGCUGUUAUACCCCCGCAAGCCCAUCGCGCACUGGCACCCCCUGGUAGAGUGGAUGGGUCAGGGAACUGCAGGUGAAAGCCAGGGCGGUUCCACCAACUCUCUGAAGACUCCUCCCUCACCAUAA
Molecule: messenger RNA, 1551 nt
Organism: Salvelinus namaycush (lake trout)
Lineage: Eukaryota; Metazoa; Chordata; Actinopteri; Salmoniformes; Salmonidae
Product: synaptotagmin-9-like
Exons: 7
Coding region: 1-1551 (516 amino acids)
Biological process (GO): regulation of calcium ion-dependent exocytosis; cellular response to calcium ion; calcium-ion regulated exocytosis
Cellular component (GO): membrane; dense core granule
Molecular function (GO): calcium ion binding; SNARE binding; phosphatidylserine binding
Source: RefSeq, a predicted model, not a curated record